Molecule: messenger RNA, 980 nt
Organism: Dendronephthya gigantea
Lineage: Eukaryota; Metazoa; Cnidaria; Anthozoa; Malacalcyonacea; Nephtheidae
Product: C-reactive protein 1.1-like
Exons: 4
Coding region: 99-980 (293 amino acids)
Source: RefSeq, a predicted model, not a curated record
AAGCAUUGCAUCAAAAUAUCAAGCUAACCAGCGCUAACCAAGUAACUAUAUACUUCAAAAGAAACAACAAGUCGGAAAGCUUAAAAAUCAUAUUCUAAAUGAUGAACUCUGGUUUGACAAUCGUUCUUCUUCUGAGCACGUUUGGUUUGUCAGCAUUUUCGCAUUCAUAUUCAAAAUGCUGCCCGCAAUCGUUUUUUUGUGAGCUGAGAAAUAAAUUGAAAGCCGCUAACCAACUGUGUCCGCAAAACAAGACAACCUAUGUACAUUUGUCUCACAUUGGCGAGAAAAACUGCAAAUCGUUGACAGAGGAGUUGCAUAAUAAACAAGAUGUGUACAGAUCUCUGUGCGGAAAAUGUUUCACAACAAUGAUAUUCUCUGAAAAAAACACUGUCGACUAUGCAAGGAGUGACGGAGCUCCAGAAAUGAAUAAAUUUACUAUGUGUUUGUGGGUAAAGACCAAGCAAGAUCCCACAAAUGCACAUUACAUUUCCUACGCAUUGGAGGACGCAGACAACCAGAUACUGCUUUAUGUGUCUCCAGAGUCGAAACUUGCACUUUGUAUAGAACAUGAUAGCAAAAAGAGAACUUGCUCAAGUGGAGAUAAAAUUGCGAUAAACGAUGGAAACUGGAAUCAUAUUUGUGUGACUUGGCAAUCAAGCGAUGGUGGAUAUUCCUUCCACAAGAAUGGAGCGAUAGUUGCCCGUGGCACACUCAGUAAAUGGGCUGAGAUGCCGGCAAUUCCAGGAGAUGGUACGUGGGUCUUCAGACAAGACCAAGACAAAGUUGGUGGUAAGUUUGAUGCUGAUCAAUCAGCCACUGGGGAGUUUACUGAAGUCAAUAUUUGGAAUGAAACUCUCCGUCAACCCAAGAUUAUGGAUAUGUCCAAAAGUUUCAAACCCCUUAAAACAGAUGGUAAUGUGAAAUCCUGGGCUGAUUUCAUAUGUGGAGCCAGGGGAAAUGUUAUUUUUGGAAACGACUAA